This is a messenger RNA of Fopius arisanus, 1277 nucleotides long. Its product is annotated as UPF0454 protein C12orf49 homolog. Lineage: Eukaryota; Metazoa; Arthropoda; Insecta; Hymenoptera; Braconidae. Gene Ontology annotation, biological process: positive regulation of SREBP signaling pathway. The transcript is spliced from 4 exons. The record is from RefSeq and is a predicted model, not a curated record. The coding region runs from base 282 to 1277 and encodes 331 amino acids.
UAACCUAUAAACCAGUGACAUAUCGCCACCCGUGCGGUCAUAAAAAAACAACAAAUUUGGCGAUUAAUCAGUUUCCUGGAGUUUUGUUUUCAUAAUUUUUGGAGCGGGGAAAUAUUUCUCGCUUCACCAGGGGCUCGUAGUCGGUGGAUUUGGAGUCCCUGGUGUAUCGAGAAUUGAUUCAACGACAUGAGGUCAGAAGGACCUCGUGAUCCACCAAAAAUAAGUAAAUAAAUGGUGUCUUGUGGUAUUUAUCGGAUUAUUUUUGGGCGAAAUCGAGGAAAAUGAGGAUAGCUGUCACCUGGGGAGGACUCGUCAGGCUUUUACGCAGGAGAAUCGUCCUUGCCAUUAUUUUCGCCCUCUCUCUGACGUACUGCGCUAUUUCUCUACUCGCGCACGAAAAGAUUGGUUCUCCAGUGGGAAUUUAUGGAGAUGAUGGAGACGAUAAUAUGAUAGUCGAUAAUGAGGAUGUGGGCGUGGAUCAGGAUUCCGAGGACGACGUAGGGGGGAAACACGUGCCCUGGCCACCGAUUUCUGGAUCCGAUGAUGGAAUCGAUAAUAAUAAUAAUGGGUCCAGUGCCAAUGAAGUUGCAAGAACUUGUCGAAAUUCUAUACAGGGCAAAGCUCUGAUUGUCGAUGAAAGGGGCCUCGUCUGUGCCCGGAGGGAGGUGCUCCCUGGGGGAUGCUGCAGGGGAGACCUCGAAAAGACUGAAUCCCCGGGUGUUACGACAAUCGUCAAACGCGAGAGGUACAGCUGUGAGACUUGUAAUCCUGAAGGAUGCUGUGCUGUAUACGAGUACUGCGUUUCGUGCUGUCUUCACCCAGGAAAGAGGAGACCAAAGAAAGAGGCCCACUCUCCACCAGUGCGUCGUGAUGCCCAGAAGUCACGGAGAAAUGAGGACGCGGUGAAAAAUCGUUUUCGAAGUCUCGACAGAUUUCAAGUUUGUCUCGCAAUCUGUCGCACCUCCAGUGCCAGUGUCAGACACGAGAACACGUACAAAGAUCCAAACUCCAAGCACUGCUACGUCAAUUCGAUAAAUCAUCGUGCCCCACGUGAUGUUAUAUCGAUUAAUAAUAAUAAUGGCGACAACGUCGCUGUUACAUCUUCUACUGUGCGGUUAUUUAUCCUUCAUUAUCCCAAUCCUGAGGACCUGUCGAUUCAUCUUAAGAAAUGCAUUGAGUUAUAUGAGUUGGUUCAUUCAUUCGGCAAUUUUUUUUAUCGAUUUACAAUGAAUUUUUCAUCGAUUAUUCCAAUUUCACACAUUUUUAUUUCAUUUUAA